Molecule: messenger RNA, 1068 nt
Organism: Plasmodium gonderi
Lineage: Eukaryota; Apicomplexa; Aconoidasida; Haemosporida; Plasmodiidae
Product: exonuclease V, mitochondrial
Exons: 1
Coding region: 1-1068 (355 amino acids)
Biological process (GO): interstrand cross-link repair
Cellular component (GO): nucleus
Molecular function (GO): single-stranded DNA 5'-3' DNA exonuclease activity
Source: RefSeq, a predicted model, not a curated record
AUGCUCACUACAUACAAUAUAAUCUGGAAAAAGGAAGAGAAUGCAAAUAUAAAAAGUGAAAAGAAAAGUGAAACUCUGAAUGAACGAGAAAUUGGGAACGAACAAAAUGAUAGAGUAGUAUCCCCCAUUUCAGACUUUGAAGAAUUAAUAAAUGACGUAGAAGAUUUAUUAGAAGAAGAGCAAAUUAACGAAACAGAAAAGUUAUAUAAAGAAUCUAAAUCACCAAACGAAAAAUUUAAUAAAAAAAAUAAACUAAGCAUAACGGAUUUAUCUGCUCAACUAUGGUGUGAACAACAAUUAGAAUUAGUAUUAACUACAGGGAAAAGAAGAGAAACAGAAGCAAUGAGAUUAGGUAUAGAAAGACAUGAAGUUUUAGAAAAAGCAGAUCAUCUAAUAAUUGACGUAGAGGUAAAUACGAGAGAAGAAUCAUUAGGAUAUCGUCUACUAAAUACAAUAACAUUGUUGGGUCAGUUAUUUGAAUAUAAAAAGGCAAGAGAAGUAUGGGUUUUUGGUGUUAUCAGAGGUUAUGUAUUAAGAGGAAUAAUUGAUGAAUUAAGAAUUGAAUAUGAUAACGUAUCCAGGAGAGAAUUUUUAAUAAUUUCUGAUACAAAAACUAGAAAAGAAAAAAAAGAACCAAGUUUAGCUCAGAAAAGAACAUCUGCUAUACAAGUACAAACAUAUUGUUUAUUAUUACAAUAUUUAAGAAAUGGAAAAGCUGAUUUUAAAAAGCUAUUUGAAAUAUAUGAAUGUGAUCCCAUGUUUGAAUUUACUGCUAUUGAUUUGUUAAAAUAUAAAAACUUAGAAAAUUUAGGAAAAGCUGUUAAUAGUCUUUUUCUUAGAUUACCAAAGAUUAAGGAAGAAAUGGAAAUAGUUUAUGAACACCAAGGCGUGGAAUUUUCUAGAAAUCACAUCCCAUAUUUUUACCAUUCUACAUUAUAUACUAUUAAUAUUUUGUUGGACUACUGGGAUGGCAAGCGUUCUUCUGAUGUUGUAGAAAAUUCGGACAAGUGGAAAUGCAAGUUCUGUGAUUUCGUCAAAAAUUGCGUCAGAUGUCCGCUCGAUACCUGA